This is a messenger RNA of Hippocampus zosterae (dwarf seahorse), 2482 nucleotides long. RefSeq names its product pre-B-cell leukemia homeobox 1a (gene pbx1a). Gene Ontology annotation, biological process: animal organ morphogenesis; brain development; embryonic organ development. NCBI's taxonomy places the organism in Eukaryota, Metazoa, Chordata, Actinopteri, Syngnathiformes, Syngnathidae. Gene Ontology annotation, molecular function: RNA polymerase II cis-regulatory region sequence-specific DNA binding; DNA-binding transcription factor activity, RNA polymerase II-specific. The coding region runs from base 502 to 1788 and encodes 428 amino acids. The record is from RefSeq and is a predicted model, not a curated record. Gene Ontology annotation, cellular component: nucleus. The transcript is spliced from 9 exons.
GGUACGCUUUUUAAAAAUUUAUUUAUUAUUUUUUGCUUGUUUGUUCUGCGGAUGCGCAUUUAAGGAGGCGCGACACUUUUGAUCCCAUUAGAAUCCUCCAACGUGCAUGUUCACCUCCCUCUCUCUCCGUGUAGCGGCGCAGGAGUGGCCAAAGCCAAAAGCAGCGAUUCAGAUCAGAUUUCAAAUCGAGAAAAAGAGAAAGAGAGAGAGAGAGAGAGAGAGAGAGAGAGAGAGAGCGAGCGUGUGCAUGAGACAGUCAGUCAAUCUCCCUCCUCCCAAAUCCCGAAAAGAUCACCGAGGAGGCGCGGCGAGAGGAAUCCAGAGGAAUUUAGCGCGGAUAUUCCCUUCCUUUUUUUCCCCCUCCACCAGCCGUCGUUCUCCCUUGCUAUUCCUCUUCCUCAUCGCCCCUUCCUCCCCUGCUUACCAAAAAGAAACAUUUAAAAAAAAGAGAGAAACGAGAUUGAAAAGUUGGAGGCGAGGCAGCAAGGACCGUGGCCGAGGAUGGACGAUCAGCCUCGCUUGAUGCACUCUCACGGGGUAGGCAUGGCCGGACACCCCGGCUUGGCGCAGCAUUUGCCGGAUGGCACCGCGGGGACGGACGGCGAGGGGAGGAAACAGGACAUCGGAGACAUUUUACAGCAAAUCAUGACCAUCACCGACCAGAGCCUGGACGAAGCGCAAGCAAGGAAACAUGCGUUGAACUGUCACAGAAUGAAACCUGCUCUCUUCAACGUCUUGUGUGAAAUUAAGGAGAAAACAGUGCUCAGUAUUCGCGGCGCCCAGGAGGAGGAACCUCCCGAUCCUCAGCUGAUGCGCCUGGACAACAUGUUGCUGGCCGAAGGCGUCGCCGGACCUGAGAAAGGCGGCGGGUCGGCAGCUGCUGCGGCGGCGGCGGCGGCCACGGGGGGCAUCGGCGCCGACAACUCGGCGGAACACUCCGACUACCGGGCCAAGCUGACGCAGAUCCGACAGAUUUACCACACGGAGCUGGAGAAGUAUGAGCAGGCGUGCAACGAGUUCACCACCCACGUGAUGAACCUGCUGCGGGAGCAGUCUCGGACGCGACCCAUCUCGCCUAAAGAGAUCGAGCGCAUGGUCAGCAUCAUCCACCGCAAGUUCAGCUCCAUUCAGAUGCAGCUCAAGCAGAGCACCUGCGAGGCCGUCAUGAUCCUGCGCUCGCGAUUCCUCGACGCCAGGCGAAAGAGGAGGAACUUCAACAAACAGGCGACAGAGAUUCUAAACGAGUACUUUUACUCCCAUCUCAGUAAUCCUUAUCCAAGUGAAGAGGCCAAAGAAGAGUUGGCCAAGAAAUGCAGCAUCACAGUGUCACAGGUCUCCAACUGGUUUGGAAACAAGAGAAUCCGCUACAAGAAAAACAUCGGCAAGUUCCAGGAGGAGGCCAACAUGUACGCGGCGAGGACCGCCGUCAAUGCCACCAGUGUGUCUGCGCACGGCAGCCAGGCCAACUCCCCGUCGACUCCCAAUUCAGCAGGUUCUGCUGGUUCCUUUAACAUGUCAAACUCCGGAGACUUGUUCAUGAGUGUGCAGUCCCUCAAUGGGGACUCGUACCAAGGGGGGCAGGUUGGGGCCAACAUACAAUCCCAGGUGGAUACCCUUCGCCAUGUUAUCAGCCAGACCGGCGGAUACAGUGACAGCCUCGCUGCCAGCCAGAUGUACAGUCCACAGGGCAUCAACACGAACGGCGGCUGGCAAGAUGCUCCGACCCCUUCAUCAGUGACAUCACCCACGGAAGGACCCGGAAGCGUUCAUUCGGACACCUCCAACUGAAUCCGUCCACCCUACCGCCGUCACCUUGUAUAAAAUGCAGAACUGACCUUCACAGUAUUAAAAACAAAGGAGUUCACGGUACAGAUGUACCGUGGAAAAGUUGAAACGAGAAAAACAAAACAAAACAACAACAACAGUAUUUCCUCUGCUUGUAACCUCGGACAUUUGGGAUACAAACAAUGAAAUUCUAAAGAAUUCAGCGGAGAGGUUUGUACAGCGUUCACACACGUUCUCUUCUAUUCGAUUCCGAGGGCUGGGCUUGCUUCUGAUUCAACUGUUUCCAUCGCCAGUGCAGGGAACGCUAAAUUAAACAAACCUGAGCGUCGGUUGCUUUUAGUCAUCAUUCUACCUCUCAGCCACUCCAAGAAGAAAUUAGAAAAAAACGUCAGUGACCGGGAUAUGUUUUGUAAAAAGUUGUCUUUGCGAGCAAGAGGCACAUCUUCUUACGUAUUCUACAUUUUGUUGUCUCUCAUCUAUUCUAUUCUAUGGUACGCCAUUUUAGACUAAUAUUGCUCAGUUGUUUACAAUGUGUGCUUGAUCCAAGUAUGUCCGUCCUCCUCGACCCCCCCCCCCUUACCCCCCAACUGUGUCGCCGGCGUCUUUGAACCCAGUUUAUGUCGGGACAUGUCCACCUCUAAGGUAACCCUGUGAAGUAUGUUAUCUGUAAAACAAUAAAGAAAUACUUGUCAUCACA